CGCCCAGGGCCCCGGCGGGGACCCAGGAGUCAGGGCCCAGCUUGGCACAUCGGCAGCGAGGUUCACCCAGACAUGCAGGCCGCAGGCGGCAGCCCCCCGGGAGGCCCGGACGUGUUUGCGGUCCCCGCCGAGAUGAAGGAGUCGUUGCAGGAGCAGCAGCCCAAUGUGGAGCGCAUCUUCAGGGUGCAGUUAAGCAUCCCCAGUGCCCCCUAUCCCGGGAGCCCCCACAUCUGGCUGCAGCUGCAGGGCUCGAAGGAGAACGUGGGCAGAGCCAAGGAGUUCGUGAAGGGGCUGUGCAGCCCGGAGCUGUUGGAGGAGAUUGACUACGCACCGGCCCUGGACUGCGUCUUCCGUGGGGCCCGCGGCCUCUUCCUGGACUGUCUGUGCUGGGCCACCUCCGUCCACCUGGUGCCCAGGGGUCCGGGCACCCUGAUGCUGUGGGGGCUGGCCGAGGCCUUCGCCCUGGCCCAGAGCCGGGUGGAGGAGAUGGAGCGGCGGUUGGAGGCGGGUGGCACCCCGGCGGGAGAGGCCCGGGUGACGGGGGCCUUUCAGGCUCUUCUGGAGAGCUGCGGAGGUGACCACAUCCCGGAGCUGUUGGCCCUCCCCGCUGCCGUCCAACAGGAACUGCUCAGCUUGGUGCAGGAGGCCGGCCGGGGGCAGUGGGGGCCGGGGACCCCCGAGAGCUGGGGGGCUCUGCCCGGUGCCGCGGGCUGGCCUGGGAGUGACAGGGAGGAGGAGGCGGAAAGAGCUGGAAACCCGGGGCCCUGGGAUCGGGGGAGAGAGGGGAGGCAGGAAGAGGAGGAAGAGGGAGAGGAAGAGGGGCGAGAAGGGGGUCCCAGGGAGGACGACCGCCUGGGAGCAAGGCCGAGACCGAGGAGCCGUGCCGAGGUCGAUCAGCGGGCCCAGGACGGGCCGGAGUCCGGCUUCCUCCUGGGAGUCAUCCAGGCCGCGGCCGAGUCCUGCGGGCACCCGGCCGGGGCGGUCCCCUCCGACCUGCAGGGCGAGGACCCCUUCACGUCCCUGCUGCUGCGGCUCAACGGGGAGAGGCCCGACCCCCGGCCUGGGCCCCCCGGGUCCGGGAGCCGCUCCCCGGUGGCCCGGAAGCGCCCGCCCGGGAGCCGGGGCCGAGGGUCUCCGCGGAGGCGAGCGGCGGGAGGUGGCGGCGGUGGCGGCGGCGGCGUGGUGACCGGCAGCCAGAGGUUCCAGGAGGCCCUGCGGGCCCCCUUCUCCCUGAAUCUGGCCAACGUGCCCGGCCUGCCCGGACUGCGUCAUCUCAUCAUCGACGGCAGCAACGUGGCCAUGGUGCACGGCCUUCACCACGUAUUCUCGUGCCGCGGUGUGGCACUGGCCGUCCAGUACUUCUGGGACCGCGGGCACCGGGAGAUCACCGUCUUUGUGCCCCAGUGGCGCCUGAAGAGGGACCCCAGGGUCAAAGAGGGCCACUUUCUGACAAUACUCCAAGACCUCCGCCUCCUCUCCGUCACCCCCUCCCACGUCGUGGACGGCAAGAGGAUCACGCCCUAUGAUGACAGGUUCAUGCUGAGGUUGGCGGAGGAGACGGACGGGGUCAUCGUCACCAACGACCAGCUGCGGGACUUGGCCGAAGAGUCCGGGAAGUGGGUCGCCAUCAUCCGUGAGCGCCUGCUGCCGUUCACCUUUGUGGGAAACAUCUUCAUGGUGCCCGAUGACCCGCUAGGCCGCAACGGCCCUACCCUGGAUGAGUUCCUGAGCAAACCCACCAGGAGUCCAAGUUCCCCCGGAUGCCGGCCCGCAGGCCAAAGGCCUCCCUCUCCCCAGGCCGCCCGGCCCGCCCCGGCGGCCCCGGGCGGGCAGGCCAGAUGUCCGGCCCAGGAGCCGGAGCAGAAGGAAGACGAGGAGGACGAGAAGGGCGAGCAGGACACCGGCCAGGAAGCAGAAGGAGGAGCUCCCAGCUCCCAGCGCGGGCCAGAGGAGACGGAGCGGUUGCGGCACCGGCUGCUGGAGAUCUUUUCCGGGCAGGACCAGAAAGUGGACUUUGUCCUGGAGCGGGAGCCUUGUACACGGGACCUCAACCAGCUCUCUGAGGCCUUCCUCGGCCUACGCUUCUGAGCCGUGCCCGCCGCCGCCCCGGGGCGAGGGCCGCGGGGUGGGCCGGACCGCCCACGUCAGGAUGCCCGGCUUUCCGGCUGGGACCGCCCCAGGCCGGACGCCGCGGGGCCGGAGUCCUCGCUCCGACUCUCUGCGUGGCCUUGCCCGCGUCGCCCGUCUCCUUUGGGCCUCUCCCGCCAGGCGUGGACCGGGAGCGGAGCCGGUCGGCGCCAGGAAGCGGGGCCCGGCCAGAGCCGAGUGGACUGUGGCCGGAGGCCGGAUUGGGGCACGGGCAGUUGCCCCCGUGGGGCAUCCAGCUGGGAACUUUAGGAAAUGCGGGCCGCAGGGAGUCGGGGAAUCGGGCUUGCCCGGGCAUCAUCGCUCUUCCUGGGUUUUCCGAUUCAGGUCUGACCGCGGAUAAUCAGCCUCGCCCCAUCCUUCAGCUUCCCCCAGCUCCUGCCUCGCCGAGGAAGGAAAGGGGAACCAGGGAGUUGUUUGCCGGGAGGAAGGGGAAAAACUGGGAUGAGUCUGUGGCCCGCUGCAAACUUGCCCAAGCCACGGCUCAGUGGAAA
Tachyglossus aculeatus (Australian echidna) is the source of this 2639-nucleotide messenger RNA. RefSeq names its product protein KHNYN-like. NCBI's taxonomy places the organism in Eukaryota, Metazoa, Chordata, Mammalia, Monotremata, Tachyglossidae. Bases 73 to 2088 code for a protein of 671 amino acids. The record is from RefSeq and is a predicted model, not a curated record. The transcript is spliced from 8 exons. Gene Ontology annotation, molecular function: RNA endonuclease activity; mRNA binding. Gene Ontology annotation, cellular component: nucleus; cytoplasmic ribonucleoprotein granule.